This is a messenger RNA of Periophthalmus magnuspinnatus, 2133 nucleotides long. RefSeq lists its product as uncharacterized. The coding region runs from base 1 to 2133 and encodes 710 amino acids. The record is from RefSeq and is a predicted model, not a curated record. Gene Ontology annotation, biological process: DNA integration. Gene Ontology annotation, molecular function: nucleic acid binding. NCBI's taxonomy places the organism in Eukaryota, Metazoa, Chordata, Actinopteri, Gobiiformes, Gobiidae. The transcript has 3 exons.
AUGGAUCAGAUCUUGAGUGGAUUGCAAGGAGUACAGUGCUAUUUGGACGAUAUUCUCUGCACGGGUGCAAACGACGAAGAGCAUCUUCGCAACCUGGAUGCUACACUGCAGAGGCUACAACAGUAUGGACUCAGAGUUCGCAAGGAGAAGUGUGAGUUCUUGAGACCAUCUGUGGAGUACCUAGGUCACGUUAUUGAUGAAAAAGGCCUACACACAGCUCCUUCAAAGAUAGCGGCUAUUGUAGAUGCACCCUCUCCUGAAAAUGUGAGUCAGUUGAGAUCUUUUCUAGGCCUCUUGAACUACUAUGGACGGUUUAUACCUAACCUUGCAUCACUGUUAAAGCCGUUACAUGAACUGUUAUGUCAUGACAAGAAAUGGAGAUGGACGAAUGACUGUGAAAAAGCUUUUCAGGAUGCAAAGGAGGCACUUACCAGUUCAGAGGUUCUGACACACUUCAAUCCCUCACUUCCAAUCCAGCUGGCCUGUGACGCGUCACCCUAUGGAGUGGGUGCCGUCAUCUCUCACACAUUUCCAAAUGGUGAGGAAAAACCAAUUGCAUUUGCUUCUAGGACAUUGAAUAAGGCAGAGUCCAACUAUGCUCAGUUGGAACGUGAGGCACUGAGCAUCAUUUUUGGAGUGAGGAAAUUCCAUCAAUAUUUGUAUGGAAGGAAGUUUACCCUUUUAACAGAUCACAGACCCCUCACAACGAUCUUGGGACCGCACACUGGAAUACCAUCGCUUGCAGCUUCACGUCUUCAAAGGUGGGCUUUGUUGUUGUCAGCUCACUCGUAUGACAUAAAGUAUCGCAAAUCUGAUUCUCAUUGCAACGCAGAUGGACUUUCCAGGUUACCACUCCCUGUUACCAAACAUGAACCUAACACAGUGGACAUUUUCUAUUUCAAAAAUGUGGAAAGGGCACCAGUUUCAGCUGCCCAAGUGAAAAAGGCGACCAGAAAUGACCCUGACCUGUCAGUAGUCAUGGACAUGGUAAUUAAAGGACAAUCGAAAGUUGAUAGCUCCGCUCUCAAACCUUUUAUUGAUAGAAGGUGGGAGCUUUCUGUCCAGUCAGGUUGUCUGCUGUGGGGAAGGCGGGUUAUCCUUCCACAGUCACUGCGUGCUAAAAUGUUAGAGCAGCUGCAUGCAGGUCACAGUGGGAUAGUGAAAAUGAAGGAAAUGGCUAGGAGCUAUUUUUGGUGGCCAGGAUUAGACAAACAAAUAGAAAACAUGGCCAAAAGUUGUUCAUCUUGUCAAAAGACUCGUAACAACCCACCUGCAGCUCCUCUACAUCCAUGGGACUUUCCACAGGACCCUUGGUACCGCAUUCACAUAGACUUUGCAGGUCCAUUUGAGGACCGAAUGUUCCUGAUCGCUGUCGAUGCUCACAGCAAGUGGCCAGAGGUAGCUAUCAUGAAAUCUACUACAUCAGAAAAGACUGUUGAGGAACUUGGAGAGAUGUUUAGCCGUUUUGGGGCUCCUGUUCAGCUCAUCUCAGAUAACGGUCCCCAACUCGUGUCAAAAGAAAUGUCUGAUUUUCUACAAGCAAAUGGAGUUCAACACAUUAAGUCAGCCCCAUACCACCCUGCAACAAACGGGUUAGCAGAGAGGUUUGUGCAGACUCUCAAACAUGCACUGAAAGCCUCACAAGGACAAGGCACUCUGCACCAAAGGCUGCAUGAGUUUCUUCUCAAGUACCGCACCUCUUCACACUCAACCACCAAGGCAUCUCCUGCAAGCCUCAUGUUCAACAGAGAACUUCGAACGAGCUUGGACCUUCUCAAACCUCCAACAGUAAAAGACAUUGUUCAGGCAGACCAACGAAAACAAGUAAAGUACAGAGACAUUCAUGCGAAAGAUCGAGUGUUUGUACCUGGAGAUUCAGUGCUGGCUAGAAACUAUCAGAGUAAGGUAAAGUGGGCUCCUGCCACUGUCAUUGCCCAAACUGGCCCUGUCUCCUACACUGUCCAGACAGCUGAUGGAGUUUGGCGCCGCCAUGUGGACCAACUUUUAAAAACACCUAACACUACUCAAGAACUAGUGCUGCUCUCCGUGUUGAGCCGUGGUUUCCUGACCAGUAUUUAUGUUGGCUAUGCAGUUGAUGAGAGUCGGGCACGAGAGUGCUGCUCUCUGUGUUGA